AUGUCUGCAUACGGCGGACAAUCCAAGCCCGCCUACGGCGCACAGGGUGGCGACGAUGCCGGUGGCUUCUUCGCCGGCGGCUCGCAGCAGGGCAGCCAAUCUGCAGCCGGUGGCAAGGCGUAUCAAGAUGAAUCCCUCCGGCCCGUAACCAUCAAGCAGAUCCUCGAGGCCGAGGAGGCCUUCUCGGGCGCCGACUUCAAAAUAGACGGCUCGCCCGUGACGCAAAUCACAUUCGUCGGCCAGGUGCGCAGCGUGAACCCGCAGCCGACCAACAUCACCUUCAAGAUCGACGACGGCACCGGCCAGGUCGAGGUAAAGAAGUGGAUCGACGCCGACAAGCAGGACGAGCCCGACCCCGGCUUCGAGCUCGACUCCUACGUCCGCGUCUGGGGUCGCCUCAAAUCCUUCUCCAACAAGCGCCACGUAGGCGCCCACGUCAUCCGUCCCGUCGCCGACUUCAACGAGGUCAACUACCACCUCCUCGAGGCCUCCUACGUUCACCUCUUCUUCACCAAAGGGCCCCUCGGCGGCGCGGCGGCGAAUGGUGACAGCAUGUUCGUCGACGGCGGCAACGGCGCCGCCGCCAGCAUGGCACCCCAGUCCAACGGCAAGCUCUCCGGCUGCACGGCGCUUGGGAAGAAGAUUUUCAACUUCAUCAACGACACCCCCGGCGGAAACGAAGGCAUGCACCUCAACGUCAUCACCAACGGGACGGGCCUAUCGGUUCGAGAUGUCUUGACGGGUGCCGACGAGCUUCUGGGGCAAGGCUUGAUCUACACCACCGUCGACGACGAGACCUGGGCUAUCUUGGAGUACUAG
Drechmeria coniospora is the source of this 819-nucleotide messenger RNA. Its product is annotated as Replication factor A protein 2. Gene Ontology annotation, biological process: DNA replication; double-strand break repair via homologous recombination; nucleotide-excision repair. NCBI's taxonomy places the organism in Eukaryota, Fungi, Ascomycota, Sordariomycetes, Hypocreales, Ophiocordycipitaceae. Gene Ontology annotation, molecular function: DNA binding. The transcript has 3 exons. Bases 1 to 819 code for a protein of 272 amino acids. The record is from RefSeq and is a predicted model, not a curated record. Gene Ontology annotation, cellular component: chromosome, telomeric region; DNA replication factor A complex; site of double-strand break.